AAUAGUACCUACUUCCGGUGUGGUGGACACACGUGUGUAAUAAGAAGCAUGCAAAGUUGUCCGUCAGAGGACUUCAAAUGUGGAACUGAAACGAAAUCCAUUAUAGAACCGGGUCAGUGAGCUGCAGAAACCCUUGCACUGUGGAAAAGUAGAGAAUCUACAAGUCUGUAGACUGAAUCUAGUGGAAUCUGAGACCUGGGCGAGGGCGGUACUCAGCCAGAGAGAAGCACUGAAAAGCAGGGAGAAAGGUCGUAACAUCUCGCUGUUGUAUCACAGCCCAGAAACAUCAUGUUUUCUGAUUUGGAUCUUAUCGGAACCAUCCGGGAUGAAGACGCGGUUCCGGAGGAGCCCGAUUCAGAGUCGGAUGACGAGGAUGAGCAGCCAAUCGUGCUGGGUAAGAAGCGGCGGGCGCUGAAAAGUCGCAGUGCCGAGUUCAACCCAGAUUUUGAGUUCGGGGAGCGGGAUGGGUUGUACAGUGAGGACUGGGCUAUGGCAGACGUCCUGUCACAGCUCAAAAAGAGGAAAGCUCCGACAACGCUGGAUGACAAAAUCGACAAGAUCCGGAAGAAACGCAAAACAGAGCAGAAGGAAAGCAAAGAGGGAAAGAAAACAAAGACAGACUCUGGGGAGGAGGUGAAGGAAGAGGAGGAAGAGGGGGGAGAAGAGGAGGAGGAGGAGGAGGAAGAAGAGGGAGAGGGAGAGGGUGUGGAGGAGGAGGAGGACGGCAGUGACAAUGACCAAGACGAAGACGAAGAGCUGGAUGAGUUCUCCUCGGCCGAUGAAGAAGUUCUGACCAAAGCAGACACGCUGAAGGUGAAAGAUAGGAAAAGAAAGAAGAAAAAGGAAGAGGUGCCGGAAGUGUUUUUUGAAGACGCAUCACAGUAUGAUGACAGUCUGAACUUCCAGGAUAUGAACCUGUCUCGCCCGUUGCUAAAGGCAAUCACAACGCUGGGAUUCAAGCAGCCCACACCCAUCCAGAAAGCCUGCAUCCCUGUGGGGCUCAUGGGGAAGGACAUCUGUGCCUGUGCUGCCACUGGGACGGGUAAGACAGCUGCCUUCAUGCUCCCUGUCCUGGAGCGUCUGAUCUACAAGCCCCGGCAGGCUCCAGUGACCCGGGUGCUGGUUCUGGUACCAACUCGUGAACUGGGGAUCCAGGUACACACUGUGGCCAGACAGCUAGCCCAGUUCACCAGCAUCACAACCUGCUUGACUGUGGGCGGUCUGGAUCUUAAGUCCCAGGAGGCUGCCCUGCGUGCUGGCCCUGAUGUAUUGAUUGCCACCCCAGGUCGGCUAAUCGACCAUCUCCACAACACACCCUCCUUCGAACUGAGCAGCAUCGAGAUCCUCAUUCUGGACGAGGCAGACAGGAUGCUGGAUGAGUAUUUCGAGGAGCAGAUGAAAGAGAUCAUCCGACUCUGUGCCCACCAGAGACAGACCAUGCUGUACUCCGCCACCAUGAGUGAAGAGGUUAAAGACCUGGCCUCUGUGUCACUGAAGCAGCCGGUCCGGAUCUUUGUGAACAGCAACACCGACGUGGCGCCGUACCUCCGGCAGGAGUUUGUGCGGGUCAGGCCAGCCCGAGAGGGGGAUCGCGAGGCCAUUGUCUCGGCUUUGCUGACCCGCACCUUCCCUGAUCAUGUGAUGCUCUUCACUCAGACCAAGAAGCAGGCUCACCGCAUGCACAUCCUGCUGGGGCUGAUGGGAUUGAAGGUGGGGGAGCUCCAUGGCAACCUGUCCCAGACUCAGCGACUCGAGUCACUCAGGCGAUUCAAAGAUGAACAGAUCGACAUUCUCGUGGCCACCGACGUGGCAGCCAGAGGUCUGGAUAUCGACGGUGUGAAAACGGUGAUUAACUUCACGAUGCCCAAUACAGUGAAGCACUAUGUGCACAGGGUGGGACGCACAGCCCGCGCAGGGAAGGUAGGCCGAUCUGUCUCGCUGGUGGGGGAGCAAGAGAGGAAGAUGCUGAAAGAUAUCGUCAAGCAAGCCAAGACCCCCGUCAAGGCCCGCGUCCUCCCUCAGGAGGUGAUCCUGAAGUUCCGGGACCGAAUUGAGAAGCUUGAGCAGGAUAUUUACGCAGUGAUGCGAUUGGAGAGGGAGGAGAGAGAAAUGACUCGAUCAGAGGCCCAGAUCAGCUCUGCUCAGAAGAGGCUGGGGCCGCGGGAGGAGGAGAGCAGGCUGGAGAGGACCUGGUUUCAAAGCAAUGAGGAGCGCAAGAGGGACAAGAUGGCCAAGGCUCUGCAGGACUUUGAUCUGGCCUUGAGAGGGAAAAAGAAGAGACAGAAGUUCCUACAGGACCGCAAGAAGAAAGAGCUGAGUGCGGAAGACCGGGCCCAGUUUGAGAUGCUCAAGUCUCAGAUGUACGCCGAGCGAGCAGCUAAGAGGAGUCGCAAACCCAAGCGAGCUCGCGCCAUGCCAGAGGACGAACCAGUGACAAAGGGUAAACCAAAGAAAGGCCAGUCUGGGAUGAAGAAGUCAGUGUUUGAUAAGGAGCUGACCAACACCAGCAAGCGGGCCCUCAAGCAGUAUCGUGCAGGGUAUGUACACCAGCAGUGUUUAGAAGCAGUUACAAUAUAUAAAGUAUCCCAGGAAUUUACCCGGGUUUAAUUAUCUGUAAUGGUU
Polyodon spathula (Mississippi paddlefish) is the source of this 2622-nucleotide messenger RNA. RefSeq names its product DEAD (Asp-Glu-Ala-Asp) box polypeptide 27 (gene ddx27). The record is from RefSeq and is a predicted model, not a curated record. Gene Ontology annotation, molecular function: RNA helicase activity; nucleic acid binding; ATP binding. The transcript has 19 exons. Lineage: Eukaryota; Metazoa; Chordata; Actinopteri; Acipenseriformes; Polyodontidae. Bases 289 to 2607 code for a protein of 772 amino acids.